AUGAUCGAAGCUAGCUUAACGAGAGACAAAGUUUACUUUGCCGGGGGAUCGAAGUGGGAUUUGAAGUAUGAUGUUCUCGUGCUUCUGUGUGCUAUUAUGCUUAUGCAAUCUAGUGGUUAUUCCGAUGGAACAUAUGGAGUUCCCGAGAACGACGCGGGAUUGAGUGGCACCAUCGUCGAAUUCUCGCUUCGUGAGCCCUACAAUACCGAUGUCACAAAUCUCUCCGCUCUAUUUACAAAGAUCCCCGAUCCGGCAUACCACACAGUCGCGUUCGAAAGUGGAACAAUGUUCACGAAUGAUGACGACCUGGUGCUCUAUGGUGGACUUCAUCGGCCUACAGAGAGUGCUACUACUCCAGGGCCCCAUGGGCUGCUUGGUUAUCGGACCUUCCAGGAAAGCACUGUCAAAAAUGACUGGGAACCAGGGUUCUUCAAUAUCACGCUUGAUGGCAGCCUUACCAGGUUCGUGACAAAUGGGGCGGGAGCAUCAGUACCAAGCGAGGAUUUAGGGUUCUACUUUGGCGGAAGACGAGGGGAGAACUGGGGACCGAUCAUGCUGGACGAUGAGUCGGCCAACUUUACGGCCAAUACGCUGAUCUCGGUAAAUAUGACGCAGCAGGCGGAGUAUCAUCAGUGGGUCAAUGAGACCUUGCCAGAUCACAUUGUAUCACGUGCCGACGCAGAGCUCAUAUGGGUUCCUACCGGUGAGCGUGGUAUUCUAGUCGUGAUUGGGGGAGGAGUAUAUCCAGAGGUGCUGUAUCCGUCAGGCCUUUCGAAGGCCCAGCAGAAGCAAAAUGCCGACGAGGAUCCCUCGUUUAUGCAGGCAAUUCCGAUUUACGAUAUUGCGAGCCAAUCAUGGUAUGUACAGAACACCACGGGUGAUAUCCCGUCGCUCGGUCGGACAAUGUUCUGCUCUACGUUAGCUUCGGCCAGCGACGGGAGUUCCCACAAUAUAUAUAUCUACGGAGGCUACGAUGGACAGGACGGGGAGAAUGUGCCGUAUGACGACGUCUAUAUUCUUUCUCUGCCAUCCUUCAUAUGGACCAAGGUCUACAACGGGUCUUCGACCCACGGAAGAAGUGGUCAUCGAUGUUUCCGCGUUUUCCCAGACCAGAUGUUGGUGAUGGGUGGGCGCUUCAGAGACCCCUCGCUCUGUGUAGAAGGAGGAAUUGUCCAGAUUUUCAACCUCAACACGAUGCGUUUCCAACCUAAGUAUGCACCCGAUGCUUGGAGCGACUACAGGUUACCCGACGCGAUCAAUAGCAAGAUCGGGGGCAAUGGACUUGGCGGUGCGAAUAUCAGAGCACCACAGAGGUGGACGGACAGUAAGGUUGAGGCCUUGUUCAGAGUACCGUAUCAAAAGUCGAUCAAAACUUGGUUCCCAUACAAUACCCCUUCGACGAAAUCUGACUCCCCGAAAGCAGGCGGAGACACCUCACACACCGAGUCUCGUAGCUGGGUGUUGCCCGCUGCCCUCGGCGCUUCAAUACCAGUCCUCGUGCUAGUGGUCAUGGUUUCGUUUCUGUUCUACCGACGAUCCCAUCGUGCAUCACAGGUUACGUGGAUAUCCUGGGGGCGACGAGUGCUUCGAAAGAUUCGAGGGAAGGAUGUUACCCCCGAGAUGGACGGCACUAAGGUUGGAAAGAACCCCAUACGAGUGCGUGUCGUCAAUUCCGGUGUUGUUGAACUUGAUACCAAACGGCCAUCUGAGAUAGAGGGGCCGGAUAGACGCUCGUCAGCGUCUAUUACAACGACACCCACCGAGAUGUACUCUGGGGAUACACUAGUUAGUCCUAUUACCCCAAAAUCCUAG
Messenger RNA from Penicillium canescens, 1812 nucleotides. RefSeq names its product Kelch repeat-containing protein. The record is from RefSeq and is a predicted model, not a curated record. Gene Ontology annotation, molecular function: protein binding. Lineage: Eukaryota; Fungi; Ascomycota; Eurotiomycetes; Eurotiales; Aspergillaceae. Bases 1 to 1812 code for a protein of 603 amino acids. The transcript is spliced from 6 exons.